This is a messenger RNA of Phalaenopsis equestris, 1993 nucleotides long. Its product is annotated as GPI mannosyltransferase 3. The record is from RefSeq and is a predicted model, not a curated record. Gene Ontology annotation, biological process: GPI anchor biosynthetic process. The transcript has 10 exons. NCBI's taxonomy places the organism in Eukaryota, Viridiplantae, Streptophyta, Magnoliopsida, Asparagales, Orchidaceae. Gene Ontology annotation, molecular function: alpha-1,2-mannosyltransferase activity. Gene Ontology annotation, cellular component: endoplasmic reticulum membrane. Bases 228 to 1832 code for a protein of 534 amino acids.
GUGAAGGAGACUCGCGAGUCGCGAUACAGUCGCGGUUUGAUGGAACUGGGACUGGGAAGGCAACGACGGGAUCGCAGCGUAGAGAGAGCCGAAACUCCCAUCUUUCUCCUCCUGCCGCUCCGAUCCAACGCGAAACCCUGAAGGAAGGAAAAUAUUGUAACGCAAUCCAGCUUUGUUAUCACCGUGCCCUCAGCUCAAUCUUGAUAAGCCUUCGCCGUCAAUUAUUCAUGGGAACUUCGAAGACUGAGAAUCUUAAUGUCAACCUUAGAAAACAUCAUCGAAAUGAAAAGGAAGAGACUCCUUAUUACAAUCUCUUCUCGUCGGAGAAGAGGAUCUUUGCCUUUUGCCUGGCAUUCCGAGCUCUCAAUUCUUUUUUGGUGCAGACGUACUUCAAUCCCGACGAGCACUGGCAGGCCCUUGAGGUAGCCCAUCGGAUGGUAUUCGGUUACGGGCACCUCACUUGGGAGUGGAAGAAUGGAAUCCGUAGCUACCUUCACCCGUUGGUUUUCGCUGUGCUUUAUAAAGCCUUGGCCUUUCUUCGAUUGGAUAGUCCAUGGUUUAUGAUGCGGACUCCGCGGCUUUUUCAGUCCGUGAUUUCUUCUGUUGGGGACCUUUAUCUGUACAAGCUUUCACGAAUAGUCUUUGGUGAUCGGGUUGCAAAAUUUGUUCUAUUUUCUCAAUUAUCAAACUGGUUCAUGUUCUUCUGCAUGCCAAGGACAUUUUCGAAUAGCUUGGAAACUGUAAUGACUGUCACAGGUCUCUAUUAUUGGAUUUCUUUCCUUGGGUAUGCCAAGCAUGCGCCAUUUUUCUCUAGGAAGAAGGCUUUGUUUAUAUCAGCACUAGCUUGUGCGAUCCGACCUACAAGUGCUAUAAUAUGGCUUUAUGUUGGAUCUUUUGAUUUAUUUGGAAUACAAAAGAAGCUUAGAUUCCUAUUUCUUGAGGUACUAUCUAUAGGGAUUUUAGCAUUUGCGCUUACGUGUCUGCUAGAUUGGUGUUUAUAUGGGUCUUGGACCUUUGUGGCAAUUAAUUUUAUCAAGUUCAAUUUUUUUUCAUCUGGAGGGGAUUAUUACGGAACGCAUGUUUGGCAUUGGUACUUCACCCAGGGCUUCCCUGCAAUGCUUUUCACCUUCUUGCCCUAUUCUUUAUUUGGCAUAUUCAAGUCGAAUGAAUGGAGGCUUUCUGGCCUAAUUGCCUGGGUUUUAGGGAUCUACAGCAUACUUGGUCACAAAGAAUUUCGGUUUGUCUUGCCGGUUCUUCCAAUAGCUUUAAUGUUCUCAGGCUAUUCACUGGCAGCAUUAUCACACUCCAAGCAUCCUCUCCCUAAAAAGGGGAUAUUUUUUGGCACGAGAUGUCCAUCAAAGUUACGAUUAAGCAUUUUAUUUCUUAUUGUAACUAAUGUACCAAUGGCAUUAUAUAUGAGUCUAGUACACCAGCGGGGAAGUGAAGAUGUGAUGUACUAUCUAUCUAAAGAGGCAAAAGAUGGAAAAAUUAGGAGUAUUUUAUUUCUGAUGCCCUGUCACUCUACACCUUAUUACUCUUCCUUGCACCAAAAUCUUCCUAUGCGUUUUCUGGAUUGCUCUCCCAAUCAAGCUAAGGGUGCUCUAGAUGAGUCAGAUCAAUUCAUGGCGAACCCGUCUGAUUUUGUAUCAGAGAUAUUCCGGCUUACUUUGUUGCCUAGUCACAUUAUAGUAUUUGAAUCUCAAGAGCGUGCAUUGCGAGAAAUUCUCAGUCUAUUUUCUUUUACGGAGGAGAAGAGAUUCUUCCAUGCUCAUUUUAAAGUGGACCGUGAUCUUCAAGGGUCUAUAGCUGUUUAUGCACUGAAUGCUAGUUGAUGAGUAUAUUUUCCAAGUACAGGCUUGUCUUUUAUCUUACACCCUUUUUUUUUCUUUCUCGUCUCUCUUUGAUAUAUUCCCACAAAUUUUGUCAUGGCGGUACUUGUGUAAAAUUUCAAUUUGAUAUUCAGUGUAUCAUUUUUUUUUCCCAGUUCGGUUGU